Aspergillus homomorphus CBS 101889 is the source of this 4728-nucleotide messenger RNA. RefSeq lists its product as uncharacterized. The transcript has a single exon. Gene Ontology annotation, biological process: amino acid activation for nonribosomal peptide biosynthetic process; secondary metabolite biosynthetic process. NCBI's taxonomy places the organism in Eukaryota, Fungi, Ascomycota, Eurotiomycetes, Eurotiales, Aspergillaceae. Gene Ontology annotation, cellular component: cytoplasm. The annotation marks the transcript as partial. The record is from RefSeq and is a predicted model, not a curated record. Gene Ontology annotation, molecular function: catalytic activity; phosphopantetheine binding.
ACUACCGCUGAGGAAGACGAGCUCAUCGACAUUUGGGCCGACAUUUUGGGCCUGGAUCCGGCCGAGAUCACGCCUGACGACAAUUUCUUUGCCCUUGGUGGGAGCUCUGUCAAUGCCGUGCGAUUGGUGGUUGCGCAACGAUCGCGAGGUCUUGACUUUUCGAUAGCUAACGUCUUUCAAUGUCCAACAUUAAGGGACAUGGCCUUAUGGGCAAGCCCGGACGAGGCUGUUCUUGAAUUGACGGCGUCUUCUUCUUCUUCCUCUUCUUCUUCUUCUUCUUCGCCGUCAUCCUCCUUCAUUCCAGAACCAUUUGGAUUGUUGCCCGCCGGCAGCGAUCGGGCGAAGUUGUGUGCAGAGGCAUCUACAGAGUGCCAGGUCGCGGUGGACGAGAUUGAGGACAUCUAUCCCUGUACACCAUUGCAGCGAGGGUUGAUGUCCUUGUCGAUGCUCCAUGCCGGUACAUAUGUCGAGCAGUUUGUCUAUGCGAUUCCGCCUGACUGGGCGAUUCCCAAGGUACAGCAAGCAUGGGAAGCGGUAGUAAAGAGCUCUGAAACCUUGCGCAGUCGCAUCUUUCCCUCGGCGUCCCUCGAGGAGGAGUGGCUGCAGGUGGUGGUGGCCAGUCCCAUCCAUUGGGUAAUAGCCGAUGCCCCCGACACCACCCUACGGGCAUUUUUGGCAGCAGACGAGCAGCAGAAAAUCGGUUUGGGGACUCCGCUGGUGCGAUCUGCCGUUGUCGUCGACUCGCACCAGGCGACCAGCUAUUUGGUGCUGACGCUUCAUCACGCCGUGCAGGAUGGAUGGUCCAUUGAUCGCCUGCCGCAGCUGUUAACGUUCGCCUAUCUAGAGACGGCUGUUUCGCCUCGCCACGCUCCGUUUCGCAGCUUUGUCCAGCAUAAUCUCCGUCUGGAUCAUGCGGAGGCCGACCGAUAUUGGCAGUCGCUGUUGCAAGGACACACCGCGCCCGUGUUUCCCGCCCUUCCAGCGACAGUUACUCAGCCUCAUGACAACCAAACCGUCUGUGGGAGUAUCAAACAGAGAGCCUCCGCCACCAGAAGCCGAUUCACACCGUCGACUCUGGCGAGAGCCACCUGGGCGCUGGUUCAGUGGCGCUACACUGACAGCCCGGACGUGAUCUUUGGGGAAAUUCUGGCCGGUCGUACCCCCGAUAUUCCCAACGUGGAAGAUAUCUUCGGUCCCACCAUCACCACCGUCCCGGUCCGGCUCACCAUCGAGGACGCGUCGGUCGCGCUCGACGACUUUUUAGACCGGGUGCAGCGCGUGUACGGCGAUUUGAUGGCUCAUGAGCAGCAUGGCCUGGAUCGCAUUGGCCGAUGUGGCGAGGAUGCCAGGCGAGCGUGCCAGUUUCAGACGCUGGUCUUGAUUCAUCCCAAGGGCUCGACCGGGGGUAGCCCUAACCCGCCCGCCUUGACCCGUGAGGUCAUCGUCGAGAGCCGCAAUCCCUUGGGAUACGCCCUGACCGUCGAGUUCCGCUUCAGCGCAGAUGAUGGGGCUGAUUCGGCUGAGAUUGAGAUGAGCUUCGAUGACCGCGUGUUAGAACGGUCGCAAGUGGAGCGCAUGCUUAACCAGCUUCUCCACGUCUGGACACAGCUCCAUGACCAAACCCUCGACAGCCAACGACCCGUCAAGGCCAUCGAGGUAGCCAGCCCUCAAGACUAUCGCGAUGCAGUCGCCUUGAACUCGAUACCGCCGCUCGUAUCGUUUGACCAAUGUGUUCAUAAGGUCAUUUCGCUACGCAGUACGGCCUAUCCGACUGCCCCGGCGGUGGUCUAUGAGGAUAACACGUGGAGCUAUGAAGAACUCUUGCAACUGGCCUCGCAGGUGGCGGGGCUGGUGGCCAACACGGGGUUAAAGCCUGAGGGCUAUGCGGCUAUCUUGUUUGACAAGUCCCCUUGGGCUGUCGUCGCCAUGCUGGCCGUUCUCAAGGUAGGGGGUGCUUUCGUCCUUUUAGACCCCCAGCAACCGCUCUCGCGCCUUCAGAGUAUCAUAGAAACAGUCUCUGCUGGCGUGGUCCUCACAUCCGUGGGCCAAGAAUCGCUUGGCCUACAACUUCACCCCCGCGUUCUCGUAGUUAACCCCGCUGAGAUUAGCCAGCUGUCUGUAUGGUCCGACGAGAAUUCUGCCUUGGUCAGAUCCGAUCACGUCAUGUAUGUUACUUUCACGUCCGGGUCAACGGGAGUCCCCAAAGGGACAAUGAUUGAGCAUUCAAGCUGUCUGUCGGGCUUUCAGGCCCAGAUUGAUCGCGGACUCUUCAGCCGCGACACGCGAUCGCUUCAAUUUGCCUCCUACAGCUUUGAUACUGCCAUUGAAGAGAUCUUUGCCACCUUGCUCGCGGGAGGCUGUAUCUGUGUACCAUCCGAAGAUGAGCGGUUGCUAGAUCUGGCGGGGGCGAUACGACGCCUGGAGGUCAACCUGGUGCAGCUCACCACCGCAGCGGCAGCACUCUUGACUCCGGAGAGUGUGCCGCACAUCCGGUAUCUGCGACAGGGAGGCGAGCCCAUGCCGCGCAAAUUGAUCGAGACCUGGGCCAGUCGGCCCGGGGUACUCCAGAAUAGUUACGGGCCCAGCGAGUGCUCUGUUACCAGUACCGUGCAGACCGCAGUCGACGCCUCCAAUGCAAGCAAUAUUGGAGUGGGAUUCGGGUGCGUCACCUGGAUAGCGGAGCCUGACGAUCCACGGCGACUAGCGCCGAUUGGAGCCGUGGGCGAGCUCUUGAUCCAGGGUCCGAUUGUCGGUCGAGGGUACAUCAACCGGCCAGAAGAGACCGCUCGACGAUUUUUGUCCAACACAUUCUUCCCAGCGGACCAUGCGGCGGCACGAUAUCGAGUCUAUCGCACGGGCGAUCUAGCUCGUUAUGCCCCGGAUGGAACCAUCAUCAUUCUUGCCCGCCAAGACGAUCAGGUCAAGCUCCGUGGCCAGCGAAUUGAGCUGGGAGAAAUCGAGAGCGCCCUCUGCGACGAGGCCGACGGGGUGCAAUUGAGCGUGGCGGACCUGCCCAAGCAAGGCGCUAUGGCGGACACGAUCUUGGCGAUGGCCCAACUCGAUCCGCAAGUUCUCACUCUUCCCUCUUUUGGCGACGGUACAGAUGCGGAAACCUUCUGGGACACAGUACCGCAGACGCUGGCCCAGCCCAGCGUGCAGAAAGUCCUGCACCGUCUUCGGUCCCGUGUGCAGGAGCGUUUGCCCGCCUACAUGGUGCCAUCAUUUGUGAUCCCCGUCGGCCGGAUUCCGACUUUGACGAGCGGUAAACUUAACCGCAAGGCGGUACGACAAUUAAUGCUCCAGAUUACAUGGCCGCAGCGAGAACGACUGGCGCAAAGCCAUGAUCUGGCUGCGCAUUCCGCUGGUACGAGCCGUUUGGCUGCCGACGAAGAGCUAGCUCGACAGCUGGCUACUACCAUCCAACACCUCAUCCAUGGACAGCAAACGGGAAGACCGGCCACAGACUUCAGGCUGCAGUCUCUAGGACUUGACUCGGUGAAGGUCGUCACCCUGGGGCAUCGCAUUCUAAAGGACCACGGGGUGCGCAUCCCUCUCCCGGUUCUCAGUCACAGCGCGUUGACAGUACGUCAACUGGCCCAGCAUAUUGAGGCAGCUCAGAAGCAGGAGAAUGGCGAACAAAGCGGUGAACAGUCCACGUCUCCUACUGCUUCUCCCGCCGUCGACUGGACGAAGGAGCUGUCGGCCCUCAAAGCGCAGCUGCAACAUCGCUGCCGCCCACCAGCCCGGGUGAGCACUGUCUUGGUCACGGGCGUCACUGGUUACGUGGGAACGAACAUCCUCAAAGCUGUGCUGCGUACACCCAGCAUUUCUCGAGUGGUAGUCCACACGCGACCGUCUUCGCGAGCAACCGCUCUAGAUCGAGUUAUCCAGAGUGCGCAAACGGCGCGUUGGUGGGACGAAUCCUUCGCCCCGCGUCUUGAGGUAUGGGAAGGGGACCUCGCGGCUCCCUGUCUUGGGGUGUCCCCUGAGCGAUGGGAUCAGGUCCGUGGGUUGACGGAUACUCCGAUCGACGCCAUAAUUCACUGCGGCGCCUGGGUGCACUGGGCCCGCGACUACGCGACGCUCAAGCCGGUCAAUGUCGGCUCUACGGUCGAUCUCUUGCAGGCGAGCCAGGAAUCGGUGCAUUGUCAGGCCUUCGUCUACAUCUCUGGUGGUCCGCAAUGGGACGUGAAAGAGGGGGAUACGGACGCUCGUCUGUUACAACAGCUCCACGAGAGCGACAAGGGGUACGAUCAGACGAAACUGAUGUCCGAGCUGCUCGUGCGGGGGGCAUACUCCAUAGUGCAGGGCCAGGAGGAAACGGGUAGCAAGAGGCACGCUGCCAUCAUCAAGCCUGGGCUGGUCAUGGGGGGCUCUUCAUCGGGCGUCGCCAAUACCGAUGACUUCCUGUGGCGGUUUGUCGCCUCCAUCAUUAAGCUCCGCGCCUACAACAGCGACACAACUGACGCCACGGUCUUCGUCAGCAGCGCCGAUGUGUUGGCCGCUGUCGUUAUGGACAGUGUGCUGUCGAGCAAGGUAAGCCCCCCGGGCUGCGUUGUCCGCAAGAUUUGGGACCAUGUCCGUGAAGGCCUUCUCUGGGACAUUCUUCAGUCGGAGUUCGGAUUUCAGUUGCAACCUAUGGCGGGACCAGCGUGGGCCGCUGCGCUGCGAGCUCAGGUCACUGAGACCGGCGCCUCGCAUCUUUUGUGGCCGGUUUACGAGAUGAUC